Ornithodoros turicata is the source of this 1550-nucleotide messenger RNA. RefSeq names its product probable diguanylate cyclase DgcT. Lineage: Eukaryota; Metazoa; Arthropoda; Arachnida; Ixodida; Argasidae. Gene Ontology annotation, molecular function: diguanylate cyclase activity. The coding region runs from base 89 to 1084 and encodes 331 amino acids. Gene Ontology annotation, cellular component: plasma membrane. The record is from RefSeq and is a predicted model, not a curated record. The transcript is spliced from 2 exons. Gene Ontology annotation, biological process: cell adhesion involved in single-species biofilm formation; negative regulation of bacterial-type flagellum-dependent cell motility.
UCCUCGGUAUAGUUUCGGUUUGUCCCGAAGUCCGUCUGUCGAGAACGUUGCUCACACUUACCAGGUGCCUACAAGCAUAUGCCCCGUCAUGCUUCCAUUUGUGCUAUAUGGUGUUCUCUCCUGUGCACUCUCAGUAAUAAUAGUAUUUCUGUCCUCUAUGGUAAUACAUAAACCGAGAGGUCUACUGGCUUCCCUGUACCUGCGCGACGCAUCGCAGAAGUUUCGAAGUGCCCGCACGAUAAGGCAGUGCUUGGACAUGUUCUCCGCUUGCCUGAUGAAAUUUGCACCAAUUCAAAUGGCAGUUUUGGUGCAGCUCGACGAGCAAAAGAACCCACGGGUAACUCAGGUCAUCAGGCAUCAAGGUUCUUGCCCACCCAGAGUGGAAGUGGACGAAAUGGUGAUGGCCCUACGAUCACAGCAGCCAGGAUGUAUCCGCAUCAGGAAUGGGCCCGUCACAUAUAUCCACGCACCGCCGUCCAUUAUCCUAGCCCUUGUUACGCCUGAGCAGUGCAGCAAGGAGUUUACGUUGAUUUACUCCCUGACAGCCGACUUUGUACGAGCCCUGUCGCACCUACAACAAAUGAUGUUCCUCAGACAGCUCGUUGUUCGAGACCCCUUGACGCAACUCUUGAACAGGCGCGGAUUCGACCAUAAGUUGCAAAACGCGUUGCUGCUUCCUCAUGCCAGCACACUCGCUUUUGCAGACCUGGACAGCUUCAAGCAGAUAAACGACACCCAUGGCCAUGCUAGAGGCGACGAAAUACUCAUCGGUGUUGCCAACUUUUUUGUGCGAGAAAUUGCGGGGAACUCACGUCGGCGUAAAAUCUUUGUGGGAAGGUGUGGCGGAGACGAAUUCUGUCUCCUUUUUAUCGGCUGGAGUGGCGAAAAAGCUAAGCGCCUGCUAGAGAAGAAGCUGCGAUCUUUACGGGACUGCACAGUCUCUAUGGGGCUGGCCACCUUUCCAAGGCAGGCAAACUGUAUCCAAGAGCUCAAGAGGAAAGCUGAUGAAGCUCUGUACGUUGCAAAGAGAUGUGGGAGAGGCCGAUGCAUCGUUUAUCGUGAUGGUACGGAACAGCUCUAUUGAAUUUUUAGUCACCCUACUAAGUCACGGAAGCACAUCACAGCUUACAUGCCGAGUUGACAAGGGCAUUACGUAGCCCUAGAGGCCACUGUGAUGUAGACACUGUAGACAGGUAGUGUUAAAUAUUUUCUUCACCACCGUAUCGUGAGAGCGUUGGCCAUUUUCUCUACUGCGCGAAAGGACGUCUGUAGAUGGAGGUGCGUUUUGCCCCGAGAGGGUUCCUCUACACCGAGCCAUUCCCUGUACAGUUGAAGAGGGGACAGGCCUUCAUCAGAGCCAGGAUGCCGUGAGGACUGGUACGCAUCUUGGGCACGGUGCAUGAGUGCCUUCGCAUCACCGUCGUCAGGCCUCAGCUGAGCUCCACCAUUGAUGCAACCUGUUAACAAGGUGGAACGUUAUUUCAGGACAUCAAUAAAUAUGUGCUUCGGCUACUUUUCAUCUGGUCACAAAGGACAUCUGAAACGUCUCA